Messenger RNA from Nothobranchius furzeri (turquoise killifish), 2745 nucleotides. RefSeq names its product sodium- and chloride-dependent GABA transporter ine. Gene Ontology annotation, cellular component: plasma membrane. Lineage: Eukaryota; Metazoa; Chordata; Actinopteri; Cyprinodontiformes; Nothobranchiidae. Gene Ontology annotation, biological process: sodium ion transmembrane transport. The record is from RefSeq and is a predicted model, not a curated record.
AGUUAUAUCAUCUCAGACUCACUCAAAUCAGCGUCAAUCUCCACAUGGAGUUAGGGCGCGGGCAUCAAACAGAGAUGAGACAAGUUGCGAGUAUGGAUCAUAAGCUCAGCAGACCGACAUGGAGUAGACAGAUAGAGUUCACCUUGGCUGGCAUCGGAUGUGCUGUGGGUCUGGGGAACGUCUGGAGGUUCCCAUAUCUUUGCUACAGGAGCGGAGGAGUUUCUGACAGGUGCCUUUCUGGUUCCGUACCUGCUCAUGUUAGUGGUUUUGGGGAUCCCUCUGCUCUACAUGGAGCUGACUGUGGGUCAGUACACAAGAAGAGGGCCCGUCCAUGCCCUGGCAAGUGUUUGUCCACUGUUAAAAGGAGUGGGCAUCGCAUCAGUGGCCAUCUCCUUCAUCAUGUGCACCUACUAUAACAUCGUCAUCACCUGGGCCCUGUAUUACCUCUUCAGCUCCUUCCAGGCACCCCUUCCAUGGCAGAGCUGCAACAACACUUGGAACACACCCAACUGCACUAACCAUGCCACCAACAGCAGCUACUCAUCCACAGCCAGCCAGGAGUUCUUCAAAUAUCGGAUGCUUGAGCAGACUAGUGGAGUAGAAGAAGCCGGAAUGCUGCGGUGGGAGCUUUUCCUCAUCCUCAUCCUGGCUUGGAUCCUCGUUUAUUUUUGCAUCUUUAAGGGGGUGAAGUCAACAGGAAAGGUGGUGUACUUCACCGUUCUGUUCCCGUACAUCAUUCUGAUUGCUCUGCUGAUCAAUAACGCCCAGCUUCCUGGUGCAAUAGAUGGCAUAAACUUCUUCAUUGUGCCGGAGUGGGACAAGCUGCUUUCGGUGGAGGUGUGGGUAAAUGCUGCAGCUCAGAUCUUUAACUCCAUUGGGAUUGGGUUUGGCUCCCUCCUUGCCAUGUCCAGCUACAACUCCUUCAACAACAACGUUCUCAAGGACACGCUGAGCAUAGCCAUCAUCAACUCUGUAACCAGCAUCCUGGCUGGUUUCGUCAUAUUCUCUGCUUUUGGGUACAUGUCUCAUCUGCAGGGAAUUCCCGUCAGCAAGUUGGCAGUGGAUGGUCCAGGACUGGUUUUUGUUGUUUACCCACAGGCCUUUGCCAACAUGCCAGUGUCUCAGCUGUGGGCGGUCAUGUUUUUCUUCAUGCUGCUGUGCCUGGGGCUGGACAGUGAGUUUGCAAUGGUUGAAGUGAUGGUGACGAGUCUCAUGGAUGAGUUCUAUCAACAUCUGAUUAAAGUUUUCAAGAGGAAGGAAUUUUUUGUUCUUGCCAUCUGCGGUGUGACCCUCCUGCUGGGAAUCCCUUGUGUCAUGCAGGUAGGAAUCUACGUCUUCCAGCUGAUGGACCAUUACACGGCCAUCGUGUCCAUCAUGUUCCUUGCGUUCUUUGAGAUCAUUGCCAUCUGUUGGAGUUACGGUGUGAAACGACUCACAAGCAACCUCGAGGAGAUGACUGGAAGCAAACCAAACAUCUUCUUCAGAUUUUGCUGGCUAGUAGUAGAUCCUGUGCUAAUCACUGUCAUCCUGAUUUUUUCCAUCAUCCAGUUCAAACCAGCUCGUUAUGAGGACUAUGUCUUCCCACCCUGGGCUCAGGGUGUUGGCUGGAUCAUUGCUCUGGCCUCCAUCAUCUGGAUUCCACUGGGCACCAUUCACACCUUGUGGGUGCUACCUGGCUCAUUCAUGCAGAGACUGAAGCUGUCCAUCACGCCGUUCACACUGAACGAUAAGUCAAAAACUCCUUACUAUGAAAGGGGAGGAGCAGUGGAGCAGCCGUCCAUAGCGGUUACCACCUCCAACACCAGUCUACCCGAAAAACCUAUUGAGACAAACUUCUGACAUGUUUGCACAAAUGAUUUGCAGCGAAUUAUGUUUAAUUUAAUCAUAAACUAAUGCUUGAUGUCAAGCUUGCUCAAACUUUAUGUGAGGAAAUGAAACAGAAGCAUGUUACAAAAAUGAUUCCUGUGAUUGUGGAAAUCUGCAAAGCAGAAGACUAAAUUUGGUAGUUUUUAAAUUGAAUGAGUGUCUUUUGACAUGUAUAUUUGCAUUAAUUUAAACAUUUGUUGUUCAGAACUGUUCUUGUUCAUGAUUUUAACCCUUUGAUGCAUGAAUUAUGAAAUCUUCAACCAUGAUUUUUUUUAACAAUUUUUUUCAUUCAUCUUUAGGUGUGAAUGAAACAAAUUUCAACAAAUAUUUUUUGUAAAAUUUUAUAAUUUACAAAUAAUUUAUUACAUGUCCACCUCAGUGGACUGGGUGCAUUCAGAACAUGAAAUAUGUUGGCUUGGCUUACUGAAGUCCAAAUGGAGGGGCUCAAAUGCAAUAAAGUCUUAAACAGCUGUGCUUAAUAGCAAAAACAAAUACAUAACAAUUUUGAGUACCUGUCCACUGUAGUGACCAUUAUGCAUCAAAGGGUUAAUACAUAUGCUCCUUUAACUUUCUCCAUUCUUGGUCUUUAUUUUGCAAAGACUGCCAUCUUUUGGUCACAUCUGAUCAAUGCACAAGAUCAGCUGUUUAUUAAAAGUAAAUUUUUCUAAUUAAAAAGACCAACAUUAAUAUCAAUGGUUAGGGGUUAAAACUACAUCUUUGCACUUACACUCCCAUUAAAACAGUCAUUAAUUUAUUGUUGGCUCAUUUUCUAGGUCAAACACAAGGAAGUACUGAUAAACCUGAUAUAGGGACGAAUCAGAACGAGGGUCAUGCUGCUGUAUGUCAUGUAAGAUGUAAUAAAAAAUAACUCAUCAUAAA